Messenger RNA from Pisolithus orientalis, 1764 nucleotides. RefSeq lists its product as uncharacterized. NCBI's taxonomy places the organism in Eukaryota, Fungi, Basidiomycota, Agaricomycetes, Boletales, Pisolithaceae. The transcript is spliced from 7 exons. The record is from RefSeq and is a predicted model, not a curated record. The coding region runs from base 1 to 1764 and encodes 587 amino acids.
AUGCUAUUCACCCCAUUGUUCACCCUGUCAUUCAUUUUGUUGUUCACCCCACUGUUCAUUUCAUCAUUCACCCUCAUCAUUCACCCUGCACUUUAUCCCAGACCCUCUCCCACCACCAACAUUUGUUUGCUUUCUUUCACAAGGCUCAAUUCCAACACAAGCAAAAAUGUCCUGGGGGAUUGCACUUACCUGCUUCAAAGCAUUCACCUGGCCCAGCAAUGUCAGUUUGGCCUUGUCGAUUGCUUCCAAUUGCCUCAAACAUACAAAAAAAACUACAAAUAUGCUGUUUGCAUACCUCAAAAAAAUAUGGUCCCUACUCUCAAUAUUGCUUGGUUCACUCUGACAUCUGUGGAUUUCAUCCUUCCACUUGGCUCUGUGUAUCUGGUGGGAACACUUGAAGAGGCAAAGGUCAAGGCCUUUGAAGAACUACUUCAGCAACUGUGCAGCUACUAUCACCCCCUCCACAAUCAACCUCUUCAGCAUGAGCUGCUUGACAUUUAUGCUUUGCUUGAAUACAUUGAGAUCCUCUACCUGCUUCUUUUGUCUCCCUGCUCAAAACCUGUACAUGCAAACCCCACCUGGAUGGGGUGCUUCAUGAAGGAUACUGCCACUUGCAAAGCACUAUAUUUUGCUGGGGUGCCAGUCUGGCUUGUGUGUACUGAGGCAUACAUCUCCCCUGAUAUGAAUAUCAAGGAGCCUGUGAGAUUGGUGUGCCCUGAAGACAUAGUGAAAGCUAUGUACUUGGAAAAGGGCAUAUCUAAGCCAUUCCCAUUGAUCUACCAUGGUCCUGGCAGUCUCCUGUGCCACAUUCACACUUGCAGGGACUAUGAGGGUACAUUCAUGGAGAAACCAGAGCCCAUGCAAGAAUCAUUUGCCACAUCCUUGUCAAACCCAUCUUCAAGCACUGGAAAGCAAUCAACAAAAAAGCAGACAAGGGCUGCCAGGGAACAAGCAACUACAGGCCCAUCCAGAGCUUCACACCCCAAACAAUCAGGUGGUGGGGACUUGGUGAGGUGGGAAGAGCCUGAUCUUCCAGAAAUUCCCAAGCCCCACAGUCUGUUUGCAUUGGCUUGGAGGAAAGCUUCAAAGAAUAUGUCCAGAGUCAAGUUGGGCAUUGUGGACCCUGGUUAUCACUUUCUGAAGCCCACACUAUGUGGAGGGACUUCCUCAAUGGUACUGACACAGAGUGCAUCCACAAAGUUGGCAGUUUGGGCAAUGUUGGGGGACAUCAUUCAAGUAGCUCAUGAUGAUCCUGUUCAUAUGUCAGAAGAGAUUGAGUGGAGGGGAAUGCAGGUCCAGGCUUUGAGCCUUUCAGACCCACCCCUUCAUUUCACAUGUUCCCUUCUAUGGGAACUCUAUGAACUCAACUUCCACUAUGAACUUCACACACUCAAUCCAGCCCUUGUCCCACAGCUUUGGCUUGAUAGCCUAGAUAAGUAUACAUGCCAAUCACUUCUUUGGUCUAUCUUCCCUGGUGAAUGUGGUCUUUCAAGUUGGUCAGUGCCUCUUCCUCAGGAGCCACAUGAUUUGGGGUUGACUGCUAGUGAGAUGGAGGUGGCAUUUCCCUAUCUGAACAAGUUCUGUCAGUUGCUAUCUGCAUGGCCAGGAGUGCCCUUUUGUUUGAAGUCCCCAAUCAAGCUGGAUGGCUCUGGGAACCAAGCAGCAUCUGAAGCCUUCAUCUUGGCUUGCAAAUUCUACAUCCAAACUGCAUUUGAUUAUCUUGGGCAUCAACCAUCCCUCCCCUGCAUUUUUACCUUUGUCUGA